This is a messenger RNA of Eimeria necatrix, 1944 nucleotides long. Its product is annotated as phosphoethanolamine cytidylyltransferase, putative. The coding region runs from base 1 to 1944 and encodes 647 amino acids. Gene Ontology annotation, molecular function: ethanolamine-phosphate cytidylyltransferase activity. Lineage: Eukaryota; Apicomplexa; Conoidasida; Eucoccidiorida; Eimeriidae. The transcript is spliced from 4 exons. Gene Ontology annotation, cellular component: cytoplasm. The record is from RefSeq and is a predicted model, not a curated record. Gene Ontology annotation, biological process: phosphatidylethanolamine biosynthetic process.
AUGGGCGCAUCAGCGGCUCCCGUGGAGUGUACGUACACCUCGUACCUUCACCGCCUCAUUCUCGUCUAUCAGCUCAUAAGUCAAGACGAGGCCCUUCCGGGUUUGUUGAGUGCCCACGGGGGCCCCCAGGGGUUGGGGGCCCCCCUGGGGGCCCCCCUGCAGCAGCAGGGGGCCCCCCUGGGGGCCCCCCUGCAGCAGCAGGGGGCCUCCUGCCGGCUGUGCGACUCGCAGUUGCAUGCGCGGGCGGUUGCGGACGUUUCGGCCCUCAAGGCUCACCUGCUCUCUCCUUCAGCAGCAGCAGCUGCUGCUCCUGCUGCUGCCGCUGCAGCAGCAGCAGCAGCAGCAGACAGUGGCGAGUCUGCUGCUGCUGCUGCUGCGAGCUGGAGGCCCAAGGAGGACCCUGGGGGCCCCCCUGGGGGGGCCCCCGAGGGCCCCCUGAGCACAGCUUGCCCGAGCACUGCUGCGAGCACAACUGACGAGGUGUCUGGGGAGUCGGAGCGGGUGGCGCCUCUGGACUCGUCUGCUGCAGCAGCAGCAGCAGGAACAGCAGCAGCAGCAGCAGCAGCAGCAGCAGCAGCAGCAGCAGCAGCAGCGUCCCGGGAGCCGUUGAUAUUCGUGUACGACCCGUCGACGGGCCGGGCGGUGCCUCGUCCGGAAGGGCUGUGGUCGCCUUCCCCGGCCGCCGCUGCUGCUGCUGCUGCUGCUGCUGCUGCUGCUGCUGCAGCACCAGCAGCAGCAGCAGCAGCAGGCCGCGUGUACGUGGACGGGGUGUUUGACCUGCUGCACUCGGGCCACUUCAACGCCUUUCGACAAGCCCGAAGUCUGGGGACUUGUCUGGUAGUUGGGGUCAACGGAGACGCAGAAACAGCAGCAGCAAAAGGGUCUUGUCCGAUAUAUUCAGCAGCAGAAAGAGCGGAGAUGGUUAGCUGCUGCAGGUGGGUCGAUGAAGUUGUUCUUAAUACUCCUUAUGCUGUUUCCACUUUGCUGCUGGACGUGCUGCGCUGCGCUGCUGCUGCUCACGGCGACGACGCAGCAGCAGACGCAGCAGGCCGGGACGCCUACGCGGGGCCUCGUGCUGCAGGCCGGCUGCGGCUGUUUCGCCGCACGGAGGGCGUCAGCAGCAGCAGACUCACCAAGCGCCUUCUUGCUGCUGCUGCUGCUGCUGAGGGGGAGGCAGCAGCAGCAGCUGCUGCAGCAGCUGCAGCAGCAGCAGACGCCCAAGGCGCAGCAAGCGCCAGCGACGGGCGACCCGGGGACGCCCCGGGAGGCCCCCUGCUGCAGCAGCAGCUGCAGCAGCAGCAGCAGCAGCAGCAGCAGCAGCAGCAGCAGCAGGAGGGGGAGGAGGGGAGGCGGAGGGAGGGGGAGUGGAACUUGUUCAUGUCUUCGAAAAGACUCGCGCAGUUCAUCGGAAGUCCCAAAAAAGCAAAACCUGGAGACAAAGUCGUUUAUGUCGACGGCUCCUUCGACGUCCUACACGUUGGCCACGUUCGAAUUCUUAAACUCGCCAAGGAGAUGGGGGACUAUUUAAUUGUUGGCGUGCACGAUGACGCCACAGUGGCUUCUGUAAAGGGCCCAGGCUUCCCGGUGAUGAGCUUGAACGAGAGGGCCCUCAACGUUUUGGCGCUGCGGAUGGUGGACGAAGUGAUAAUAGGGGCCCCCUGGAAUAUCCCCAAGUACUUGUUGGACAUGUUUAAGAUUCAGUUGGUGGUGCGGGGCACGCGGAUUGACUGCACGGGGGGAGGGCCCCCCGCUGCUGCUGCUGCUGCUGCAGCAGCAGCAGCAGCAGCAAACGAAGAAGACCCCUACAAAGUCCCUAAAGCCCUCGGCAUUUACCGAGAAGCAGAAACCUUUUCCAACUGGACCACCAAGGAAUUGGUGUCUCGCGUUUUGAAGAACAGGCAGGCCUUGAGUGCCUCUCUCAUCCGCAGGCACGCCAAACCCUAA